AUGAUGAGUCAGAGUCUCAAUGCAUUGCGGAGCGGGACCGCAUGUUUUCCAACCACUAUAGCGCAGCAGCGUCGAUGGAUAACACGACUGUACACAUCUUAUUACCCCGGUGUGUUAUAUCCCAACCAGCUUGUGCAGCAUAAACAGCGUCUGCCACCGGGCGUCAGUCUCAGUACGGCGCUGAAGGCAAGAACCCAAACGCGACAAGAGCAACCUGUGGCUGGAAGAGAGGUUCCCGAGGAGAAUGAGACACGUGGUGUUUCAUGGACCGACGCCAGCAGCACGGAUGUGAUGCAUACUGGCAAUGCAAGGAGACAGGAGAAGGUGUCUGUCGCCACAGGUCGAUCUUACGUGCCGCUUGGUGAGGUGGCUAAGUUGGAGUUGCAAGGGGAUUAUUGUAUGGAAGGAAGUUUAUUCCAGGAGGCGUUGGAGCGUUACGGUGUUGUUGCCAAGGCGUACUCGAUUGCCUACCCCGAGAACCAUUCACAGCGUAUUGGUAUUUUAUUAAAGCUCGCUAGUGCCUUUCGUCACGUCGGUCGACUUGAUAGCAGUAAGGUAAAUAUUGAAAAUGCGUUACAAAUGUUGGAUGCAUCGAGUCGACCGUCCCUUGAGCUUAUAUGUGAAGCCCUGUUGGAACUGGGAUUGACACGAGAAGCACAGAGCAUGAAAAAGGAAGGCGCAGAGGCCUAUGAGGAGGCAGUGGAGGUGUUAAAUCUUUUCCACAACUGGGGCGAAUCACAUCGAAUGUUGCGUUUGCUUCCACGUCUGGGGCGUCGCUUCAACCUCAACUUUGAGGAGAAAUUUGUGUACUUCAGUCCGUUUGACUACGACCGCACCUUCGCCAUUGCAGACCAGUGCAUGGAGCGUGCGGAGAAGGUCUAUCGCGAAACCGGGGACAGUAAAGGCAUCAUUCGCGUGCUUCAGUGCAGAAAGGAGAUGAUUGACAAAAAGUUCUUCAAUCUUCGUGACUUUGCUGGACGCAUACACACAAUGCGGGGGCAUUGGAUGCGGCGCGCGCAGCAUUUAACAAACGCCCCGACACCCGAUGAGCUGCUGCGGUACACGCCAACCAUCCAUCAGGUCUAUCGCGACUUUAAGUACGAACUCACGGCCCCGAUUGGUCGUGAGAAGGAGGUGAUGCCUGGUGUCAAUCGCGUAGUGCUCGACAUGGGCAAUCCCUACCGCCGACGCGGGCGAUUGUCGAACAAAAUGUUGCGUGAUGCCGAUCACAAUUUUGCCAAUUACGUCCGCCGAGAGGAGUACAAUGCGUGA
Messenger RNA from Trypanosoma cruzi, 1272 nucleotides. RefSeq lists its product as uncharacterized. The record is from RefSeq and is a predicted model, not a curated record. The transcript has a single exon. NCBI's taxonomy places the organism in Eukaryota, Euglenozoa, Kinetoplastea, Trypanosomatida, Trypanosomatidae. Bases 1 to 1272 code for a protein of 423 amino acids. Gene Ontology annotation, molecular function: protein binding.